GUCACCGCGAGGGCCACCGGCCCACAAGCAACAUCCCUCCCCUGUCUAACACCGAACCCGUCCCUCCCCUCGCCCCCUGCUCCCCUCUGCCUCUGACCCUCGGCCCUGCGCCCGCGCUCGCGCCUCCUCCUCCUCCUCCUUCUGCCCUGCCCCGCCGCCCUCGCGCCCGCGCGCGGACUCCCACGCCCCAUGAACGGCGCGGCCCUACCCGUGGCCCGGCGCCUUGCGAGCCUGGCGCUCGCCGGGCUGGCGGUCUCGAGCCGCCUGGCAAGCGCCCUGGCCCCGGCAACGCGGCCCGACGCGGCGAUCGGCCCCGCGGCCGCUGCCGCCAUCUGGAACACCGACGUGACCGUGCCCGGGCACGAGGGCCUGGCCUCGAUGUCCCUGCCCUCGGCCCUGUCGGUGUACAUUCCCAACAUUGAGAACUGCCUGACCCUGCGCCACGAGCUCCGGAGCAACGAAUGCUACCAGCUGCAGCAGACGUGCGACGAGUGCAGCGCAUCCUGCCCGUCCGGCUCGACGGCGGUCGUGUCGAACUCCUGCCCCUCGAAGCCGGGCUGCUCCUCGCGCACGUGCAUGUACCAGUGCUACUAUGUGUUCACCUGGUGCGAGGAGUGCGACGUGGGGCACUUCCUCGGGGACGACCAGCAGGAGUGCAUGUUGGGGCCCCCCUGCGAAAAUGGCAAGAUGUGCUCGAUGAAUGCGGUGUGCGAUCGCCCCGGCGGGGCCACCACCGGCCCGGGCACCUGCCGGUGCAAGCCCGGCUUCUUUGGAUUCCCCAUCUGGUCAGACAGCAGCCCCGGCUGCGAGUCCGUCUGCGGGGAUGGCGUCCUGGCCAGCGAUGAGGAGUGCGACGACGGGAACACCCUGGACGGGGACUGCUGCUCGGCGAAGUGCAAGCUCGAGCCGGCGCGCUCGCCCUGUGCCGUGUGGCAGGGCGACGGGGACAUGUGCACGGACGACAUGUGCGAUGGCCAGGGCAAUUGCACCCUCUUCGAGGACAACCACCGGUGCGAGUGUGGCAACGGCCUGCUGGAGACCGACGAGCAGUGUGACCAUGGCACGCGGAACAGCGACAACUCCGCCGACUGGCUCUGCCCCUAUGGGGCGCUGCAGUGCGAGGCGUGCACCAUGGAUUGCAAGUUGAAGCCGGGGCACACGCAGUACUGCGGCGAUGGCCAGCUCCAGGGCACCUUUGGCGAGCGCUGCGACGAUGGCAACACCACUGCCGGGGACGGCUGCUCGGCCGAGUGCCUGGUCGAGCCGGGCUUCGACUGCUCGCGCCUGGCCGGCGGCCCCUGCAAGCGCAUCACCGCGGCCGACGCCGAGUCGGUGGCCUCAGCCAGCCCGGCCAGCUGGGCCAUCGACCAGCCGGCGGUGGUCCUCACCCUCGCCGGGCCGGUGCACAUCCCGCUGGACAGCGGGGCCGCGUCGGGGACCGGGGCCGGGCUGGCGCCGCCGGCCCCGGCCACCAGCACCGACCCCCAGGACCGGGUGCUGGUGAGCCUGGCCCCGGCCGGCCGCGCAUGCGCCGAGGGGGCCCGGCUGCGGGUCCAGCGCCUGGCCGGCACCCCGGGCAGCGGGGACUACAACCGGCCGGCGGUGGCCGUGCCGGCCUCGGCCUUCCAGCUGGUCGGCCAGUACCGGCUAUGCUACACCACCGACGCCGGGGCCACUUGGCACGCGCAGCCGGCCGUCCAGCUGCACGUCCAGCCCCCGGCGGCCAUCCCCUCGGCCGACCACCUGACGGCCAUCUACCCGACGGUCUUCUUCAUCCAGCCCACCACCGCCGACGGGGCGGCCAGCACAUCCGGCCCGGGCACCACCCUCGGCCUGCUGUCCCUCACGGGCGACCACCUGAGCCCCGAGUACACCCGGGUGCGCUUUGUCCGCGACCCGUCGCACUGCGCCGAGGCCGGGUCCCAGUCGAAUGGGGCCAGCGCGUCGAGCGGCCCCGCCGGCGGCGGCUCCGGGCCGGUCGGCGGCUCGAGCUCGAGCGCGUCCGGGCCCUCGUCGGCCGGCGCCGGCCUGGCCACGCUGGGCAGCCCCCCCGACGGGGUGUACGCCCUGGCCGAUGGCCAUGUCCAGCUCCAGCUCCGGCACUUUGCCGCCGGCGGGGUGUACCAUGUGUGCCUGUCCAAUGACCUGGGCCAGCACUUUGUCCUCCAGCGCCAGGUCCAAUUGGAGAUCAUCCCCCGGGUCACCAGCAAUGAGGUCAUUCGGUCGGUGACCCCGGCCAAGGUCCGGUCCUCGGAGUCGGUGCCCGUCACCGUGGCCGGGCUGCUGCCCUCCCACCGGACGUACGUGGUGGCGGCGGCCGGUCGCCAGGGCGGGCCGCCCGGCAGCCCCAACGCCCCGUCGCCCAUUUGCAGCGAGGCGGACUUCGCCAGCGCGCCGGUGCUUUUCGACGCCGGGGCCCUGCUGCCGGCCGCCCAGGCCGGGGAUGACAGCCGGAUCGCCAUGCCGCCCAUCCAGGCAUGCGGCGCGGUGCACCUCUGCGUGUCGACCGACUACGACCCCACGUCGCCGGCCGGCCAGGCCGCCACCUGGUACCGCCAGACCCGGGCCAUGAUCACGGUCACCGUGCCCCUCGUCGAGGGGGUUGUCUCGAGCAUCAGCCCCAUGCGCGUGGAGUUCCCCCGGCCGACGGCCGGCAAGCGCGCCCAGCAGCAGCCCCUUGCCGAGGCCCCGGGGCGCACCUUCAACACGACCUUCCACCUGGUGGGCGCCCUGCCGUGCGAGGAGUUCCGCGUCGGGCUCUUCCGCGUGGAGGCCCCGCCGGCCGUCGGCGCGGCGGCCGCACCGCCCGGGCCGGUCCUCUGCCAGGACCACCUGCUGGUGGCCAGCAACAGCACGACGCGCAUCGGGUCCGGGCCGCAUGCGGCCGCUUCGGGCGUGGCGCAGGUGACCUUCGCCGGGCUGGCCCCGGCCACCGGGGCCGACCCCGACACCGGCAGUCUGGCCGGCCGCCUGGUCGAGGGGGCGCACAUGCUCUGCCUGAGCACCGAUGCCGGGCUGACAUGGCUGGCCCAGGCAAAUGCCCCGGGCCCGGGGGCCGGCAGCGCCAGCGCCAGCGCCAGCGCCAGCGCCAGUGCCCCGAAUGCCGGGGCCCAGCUGCUGGUGCACUUUGUGGCGGUGGCCGGCGCCUCGUCCGGGCCGCGGUCGGCCGCGGAGAUCCUCGCCUCGCCACUGGUCAUCGGGGCCAUCUCGGCCGUGUGCGGGCUGGUCUUGCUGGUGGUGGUGGUCGUGGCCCUGAGCAUGGUCCAGCGCCGGCGCAUGAAGCUGGCCCUGGAGUCCGCCCGCUUGGAGAUCGACAUGCUGCACGACCGGCCCGAGCCCAUGGGCGACGGGUAUAUCGUCGGUGCCAAGGAGGCCGAUCCCCUCGCCGUCUUCGGCAUCACGGCCAUCUACUCCGGCACGAGGUCCCUGGAGCCGGAGUACUACGACGGCAUGGGCGCCUCGGAGGCCGCCGACCCCGAGGCCGGCCCCCCGGCCAAGGGGGCCCCGCCCGCGCCCCCGGCCCCCGGCAAGGACCAGGACAUCGGCGACCUGACCGACGUCGACCCGGCCAAGUACUUCGGCCCGACGGCCGGCGCCGGCGGGACGGCCAGCACCGCCGGCGACACCGACUCGCCGCACGGGUCCUCCGUGCUGGGGACCGACCACUCGCCGGACUCGCUGGACCUCGACGCGGACUUCUGAUCCCCCCCCCCCUCCCCCCCCCCUG
This is a messenger RNA of Fonticula alba, 3727 nucleotides long. RefSeq lists its product as hypothetical. The coding region runs from base 190 to 3702 and encodes 1170 amino acids. The record is from RefSeq and is a predicted model, not a curated record. The transcript is spliced from 10 exons. Lineage: Eukaryota; Rotosphaerida; Fonticulaceae.